UCCAACCAAAUAUUUACCCAACUGAAACUGAUGAACUGAUAAGAUGAUAAAUUACAACUUAGGUAUCACCCAGGGACGUCACAAUUUUACCAAUAUUUCACGGUGUUCUCCAUUAGAGAAAAUCGACGUGAUAAGGCGUGGUCAAACCACCCUCUCCAUCUGUACGGGGCGUCGCGACGGCGCUUAGCACCCCCUCUUGCCAAACCAACUCCUGGUUCGAUAAAAACUCUCUUGAGGGUAGUUUCAUUAUUUAAUUGUUCGGGCAAUAAGCAGCACGUGCGGGCCACCGAAAAGAUCACGUGGCUGCACGUUUUUUCAAUUAACACUCGAUCAUCCUUAGUAUGUAACAAGUGUUCACACGUGCCGAUAAAGAAACACCGUGUAAUCCACCUUUCAGCCGCCCUCCUGGUAUUUCAUAAAGCGUGUUAGCCGAUUUUGAUUUUGCGUGAACUCGUGUACACCAGGACUCAUCACUAUGUUCAAUAUAGACGAUCUUGACAGACAGUUUUUCUUUGAUUCUAGUCAUUUCCUUCACAAUAAUAUCAGCAGCAGUGGAAGCACUACCGGUUCUUCGAAUAGUAGUGAUUUGUUUCUGUACGAUGAGAACAGUAGUGAUUCUGCAUUAUCGACAUGUUCAUUCAAUAGCGACCAAGAGAACAGUUCUGGCUCUAACAAAGAUGAAACGACAUACCGGCACAGAAGAAGAAACAAAUGCCCCCAACAGCAGAUUCAACAGAGACAGGCGGCGAAUCUAAGGGAAAGAAAAAGGAUGCAAUCUAUAAACGACGCCUUCGAAGGAUUGAGAUCACAUAUUCCAACACUACCUUAUGAAAAAAGACUUUCAAAAGUUGACACUUUAAAGCUCGCUAUCGGUUAUAUAAAUUUUCUUAGUGAAUUAGUGAGGACUGAUCGUAACGCGAAUACAGAGUGCUUCAACGGACAUAACAGGAAUUUACAGAAGGAUGAACCUAGGAAAGUUAUUUUGAGAGGUGCUGGAAAUUCCUACACAAUACAUUCGUUAUCAUGGUCGAGAGCCAAAGAACCAGGUGCAAAUGGAGUGAUGCAUGCAAAGGUUUGGGUUCCUGAAGAUCCACGAGCUAUCAAGGAAGGCAAUAGCACAUCAUUCGAGAUAUCAAAUAACUGAUUGACAGCCUUUAGAAUCUAAUAUCUUUAUCGGAAAUGUCAAAUAAUUUCAAGGAAAUAUUGCUGAUAGAAUUUAUGUGGCUGUGAGGAUUGAAAUCCCCAGAUGAACUAUCAUGAGAAUAACGAGCACGAUAUAUUUGCAAAAAAAAUUUCAAGCUCGAGUUUCCUUGGACUCAACUGGAAGCAAAACCUAAUUAAAAAUCCGCCACCAAGAUUGUUUCAAAAU
This is a messenger RNA of Coccinella septempunctata (seven-spotted ladybird), 1369 nucleotides long. RefSeq names its product pancreas transcription factor 1 subunit alpha (gene Fer1). Bases 476 to 1144 code for a protein of 222 amino acids. The record is from RefSeq and is a predicted model, not a curated record. NCBI's taxonomy places the organism in Eukaryota, Metazoa, Arthropoda, Insecta, Coleoptera, Coccinellidae. The transcript has 3 exons. Gene Ontology annotation, biological process: developmental process; regulation of transcription by RNA polymerase II. Gene Ontology annotation, molecular function: RNA polymerase II transcription regulatory region sequence-specific DNA binding; protein dimerization activity; DNA-binding transcription factor activity, RNA polymerase II-specific.